Molecule: messenger RNA, 1606 nt
Organism: Vigna unguiculata (cowpea)
Lineage: Eukaryota; Viridiplantae; Streptophyta; Magnoliopsida; Fabales; Fabaceae
Product: Serine/Threonine-kinase
Source: RefSeq, a predicted model, not a curated record
GAACAUCUGAAGUAUAAAAUAAGUUAGAAAGUUAUAUUAUUAACGGAGUGUAAUAUAUUUUUUUGAAAUCAAUCUGACACCGAUUACGAGUGGUGUGCAAAUAGGAAUUUGCAAGCACGCGCAGUCCAUGGAGAACUUUCCAGAAUCUUCAUCGAAAGGUACGAAACGCCGUCGAGAUGAAGAUUCCGACGCCGGAAAUACAUCCUCACUCGAGGACGAUCUUACGUUCAACGAUACCUUGGUUGCUCUUCGAAUCAUGCGAGCGCAGUUUCCCCACAUUCACAAGGGUUCGGUUGAGCCUUUUAUAUUGAAGUCACAAUUGUAUAGCAGUGUGAAGGACAGAACGCAAGUGGAUAGGGAAUUAGAGUCUCUGAGGAGGGACAAAGUUUUGCGUCUUUUCAAAUUAAAUACAGGACAGGAUGAUCAUGCCGUAAUGUUUUUGGAUGACUACCUGAACCAGAUAGAUCGUGUUGUGAAAAGAAUGGAAGGAAAGAAAGUAGAGGAAUAUGAAGUUUUUGGGUGGUUGAAGACUCAUGUUCUAGAUUCAAAGCUUGAAACGGGUAUUGAACAUCAUGAGCUUUGCUCACUCUUGUCACUCGGGGGAAAGGUGAAGGAGAGUCACAUCUCUGUUCUAAUUAACGCAGGCGUCCUUACUAGGCAACUUAUUGAUCCAAACAUGUAUUGGUUUGCAAUUCCAAACAUUGGCUCACUUCUCAAGGGUAUUGUUCAGGGAAGAAAGGAAAUUAUUUCUCUUCUCAGCCGUCGUAGGUAUAAGGAGAUGAUGUUGUCCUCUUUGGAAAAGAAGCGUCUUCGAAUGUCUCCACUUGAUGUGAGAUUUCAUCUUCGUGAUUUGAUUGGUUCAGGUCAUCUCAGAACUGACCAGACUCCAACUGGUUUAAUCAUUAGAGUCUCAAAAGAUUAGAGAUCCAGGAAGUCCUACAUGCAUGCAUUUGUUUGCUUUCAUCAUCACUUUUAUUGUCCAAGACAUUUUCUCCUUUUAGAAAAUCACGUUUGAGAAGUCUUAGAAUUUGUGAUUUACCUUCCAAACCAAGUUUGUUUGUUGCAAACAAACUUCAAAUUAUUUAUCUACUCGUUUUGUUCAUUUCGAGAAGUGGUGCUUUGAACAUGUAGUGGCUUAUAUCACUUCAAAUGCUUUUAAUAGUGAGACAACUAUAUAGGUGACAUGACCAGCUGUUUUAUCCUAUUUAAUCAAGAAAGCUAGCUUAGUCACUUGGAAAUUACUUCUAUCAACUACGAACUCGGACCAAUUGAUGUUGGUGUAAGUCUCCUUUCUCCUUGUCUUAAUAUUUCCAUCUAUGAUGUGGUUCUUCCCUUAACUGUUUACCUCAUGAUGAACAGAAGAACACAUGUUCAUGUACAUUUCAGGGAACUCCUUGUUGGUACUAAGUGACUAGGUUUGGUUUUUUCAUAGUUUCUUUCUAUUUUGAAUUUUUUGCCAUUGUUAAUUGGUAUGAUUCACUCUUUUCAAAGAAGAAAAGACUCCUAUCAUAUUUUGUACGUAGCAUAAGCUAUACAAUUUCUAAAUUACAAGUGGGAAACUUACCUGUUUGUUAUUUUAAAUCCAAUAGGUGCAAAUUUUCAUUUU